This is a messenger RNA of Oryctolagus cuniculus (rabbit), 12198 nucleotides long. It is a transcript of the gene SYBU, whose product is annotated as syntabulin. The record is from RefSeq and is a predicted model, not a curated record. Gene Ontology annotation, biological process: axonal transport of mitochondrion; synapse maturation. Gene Ontology annotation, cellular component: cytoplasmic microtubule. Lineage: Eukaryota; Metazoa; Chordata; Mammalia; Lagomorpha; Leporidae.
AUGAUAUACAGAGAUGUUCAAUAAACAAACUACAUUAUUGCAAUGUAUGAAACUAUGAACAUCAGAAAAGAUCAGUUCUCAGAAAAAGCAACAUAUAAACAAAUGUUUUGUAUCUCACAACUAAAUCUACACUAUAUAAACAAAUUUAGUUUUAGAAAUACUGAAGUGGCAACUUUAAAGUAAAAGGGUGUGAGCAUUGGUAUUGGGGGACAGUCUCUAUCUUGCAUGAUUUUCUUUUGCAUCCAUAAUUGUACUAUGCGUAAUCAGCCUGAAAAGACUGAUUAACAGCUUACACAAGUCCUCCUUUAUUCCAUUUGUCUGUUAAUUUUUGUUUGGUGAUGACAUGAUUGUGCAAGGAACUACAGAUGGUUUUAUUUUAAUGGUGCCAAAGCUUAGUCCUUUGUCCUUUUCAAUUGGAUGCUAGCAUCUCUGUUUGCUUCUGCUCUCCCUGAAUAAUUGAUGUGCAUAGUGUAUCAUAAUGUAUUAUUUUUUAUCUUCCAUUUGGUCAAUCAAAAAGAACAUUUCAUCUCAGAGCAAAACUAAAGCUGGGAAAUACUAUGUCUCCUAAAUGUUAGGCAUGAUGAAUAAUAAUAGUCAUUAACUUUGGAAUAAUAUGAAAAGCAAAAGGAAUGAUACAUAAUAGGGGAGUGUAGGUAACCCUCACUACCACUACUUCCAGCUUCUGUUUUUAACAUCUUGCCUUACUAUAAUAGGAGCCUCAUCUUGCUUAUCCAUUCAUCAGUUGAUGAGCUUUGGGUUUUCUCUACCUUUUGCCUAUUAUGAAUAAUGGUUCUAAUGAACAUUCAUAUACAAGUUUUUGUUAGAACAUGCUUUCAGUGCUCUUGGUUGUAGACCUAGAAAUGAAAUUGCUGAGUCAUGGUAAAUCUGAGUUUAACUUUGAAGAACUGUCAGACUGCUUUCCAAAGUGGUCCAACUACACCACAUUCUUACCAGCGUUUAUGUGAAUUCCAGUUUAGCCCUGUCCUUUUCUUUUAUCUCUAGCACUUUUUUAUUUUGUUAUUUGAAAUCACACUUGUUAUUUCAAAAAGAUAACUUGUCUGUUUUGAAGGUGUCUGUUCUAGUGAGUCUGAAAGUGGCAUCUCAUGCCUUUGAUUUACUCUUCCCCCAUGGCAAACGAUGAUGAACAUGCCUUCAUGUGCUUAUUGGCCAUCUGUGUAGCUUCCUUCACGUCCUCAAUGUUUUUUAAUAUGAAAGUACUCACCAGCAGACUGUGUUUCCCUCCCAUGUGAGAUGUAAGUUUCAGAGCAGAACCUGCCAUCCUCCUUUGAUAUUCCCAGCACAUAGUUUCUGGGGGCUAGUAGGGGCUCAGUCAAUGAUUGCUGACCUCAGCUGCAAAAGUAGGCCAUGGGACAGGGAAGAUACAAUGGCGAAGGAAAGAAGCCCAGCCCAGUGGAUUGUAGAGAGAAAGUAGUUUUCAUCAUAAAGUAUUGUAGGAUUUGAAAGCAAUCUGAGAUGAUUUUGGUUUUGUUACCAUCCUUCCCCUUCACCAUGUAAUUUCAUUUCAGGGUGUUGGCAAUGGGAGGAAACAGUAAAAGUGAGACAAGUGUGAUGUGGACAGAAAAAACUAAGUUUGAAUGAGAGCUAAGCUUAUCACUGCUGUUCCUUAUCUGUCAUCAAGUAAAAGCAACCACCUAUCAACAUUAUCAACAUAAGACUGAAGACAAAACAGUGUAUACAGAAUUCACACUGAACAGGUCCCUAGUUUCUAAAGAUCAGCCAUUCAUCUUGUGAGAAUCAGUAUAGCCUUGGAUCUUCAUGAAGAAAUUGAAGGAACAAAAGAAUGGAAAGGAGGGAGGGGGAAGGACAGAAAGGAAGUUUUUCUUAAUGCUAUCAUAAUUCAUGGAUCUGUGAGAAUGAUGAAGGCUGUGGACUCAUAUUCUAUUAAACAAUGCCCAUAAGCAUUAACUAUCACAUUCUAUUUCAGGGGUUCUCCUUUAUUACGAUUUGUGAAUCCUAAUUUAAUGACCUUUGCCUAAAGGUGGAGCCUACAACAACCUUUUUGUCAGCUGCUUCUGAUUUAAUUGCUCAUAGACAUAACUAUCACCUAAGUAGUUUGAUUUUGUAUUUAAGAUAAAGAUUAAGAUAAAGGCAUCCUUAAAGUUGAUUUCUUAGCUGCCUGAAAUUCCCAGUGUCAUCACUGAAAAAGUCCUGCAGCUUUUGAGUGGGACUCAAUUCUGUACAGUAAGCUCUUUGAAUUUGAGAGAAUAGAAAAACCUGCAUCAUUAUUUAUGGUUCUUUGAACUUGUGGCAGUAUCAAGCUGUCAGAUUCCUAAAUGUGAAGAGAGGAAAUCCUGGAAGCAAGUCCCUUGGAUGACUCUCAAACUUAUCAAAGGCAGAGACAUAAUCUGUUGAACUACAGGAAGAUGCUACCCUCAGGUUGAACUGUUCCUGCUUCUUCCAUAAGUCCCAAGAGACCAUUACCACUCAGCUAAAACCCAUCUUUAGCUCUUGAUGUAUGCUCCAAUUUUUUUUUUUUUGAAAAUAAAUUGACUCAUUAGAGCUAAUAGCAUUUUAUUAAAAUAGCAAGCAAUUAGUGGCUGUUAUUCAGAUGUUCAAGGCUCUUUAACAUUAAGUAACCUACGCCCAUUUAAUUUUAGGUCCCUGUUCUAGAUUCUGAAACACUGCUGUUCAGAAAGUGGUUAUCGAAAUGCCCCUUUCGUCAUUAAGAUAAAGAGCUCAUAAUGUUCACUGAGCACAUGAUGCAGAAGGAGACGGGAAAUAUGUCACCGGAUGCUGGGAAGGGAACUGUGAACCAAGCAGGCCUGCUCCCUGCCAGCAAGUCCCUGUGACACAGGCAGCAGGGAAGCCCUUCUAGCCAGGCAGGAACUCAUUUUGGAAGCUUCUUGGAGGCUGUGAGCCUUCUGUCAUUUUGGCUCUGUCACUUAAUGCCUAUGCAGAUUUAAUUAAAAAUUAUCACCAGCAGAGCAAAAGGAAACAUUCCUGCAGCCCUGUUGGAUGAUGUCCUCGUAUUUUCAUGUUUCCCUUUUAUUGACAAUUCAGCAAAACAUUCAAGGCUGACUCUCCAGAGUCUAGUGUUGUAUCUGCCAUAAAGUAGGUGUCCAAUUAAUACUUAAAUGAGGAAUAGAAUGAAUACUGUAUCCAAGGGAUCAUGUUUAGUGUGGGGAAGGUAGGACAAAGAUGAGCUCAGGUCCACCCUGCGUUUAGGGAGCUUGUAAUUCAAGGCAGAGUUGUCCAUGAUAAAUCUGUGCCAGUAUAGAUGGAAGGAAACGGAAUGGAAGCAUUUCAGCUGGGAACUUCUUGAGGCAUCUGGGAUGGCAACAUUCCUUCUCCUAGGUGCCUGUCCUAUAUUUACUUUGCAGUUUCCUGAUGAGACUGUAUUUGCCCAGAAAAGAAAGUCCUAAUUGGAUCACUGCCUUCCUACAUUUAAUGACAUUCCCAGGCUACCUUUCCAGCAUGAUUUACUACUUAGGGAGUGUUUAACCCUGGCAGGCAAAAGAUCCCCUGUCAUUGUUUUGCAAAUAGAAAUACAAAAUCCUUUGUCCGUAAGGCUAUUUGGAGAGGUGGAGAAAUAAUUACAAGUUUUAAAUAAUUAGAAAAUGUAAAAAGUAAAAAAAAAAAAAAAGCAAAUGAUUAGGGUCACAAUAAUUUAAUCCACUUUAGGCACUGAAAUGUUAAAAUCUGAAGUUGAAAGAUGUUAGUGUUGGCUUGUCAUCAGACACCACCCAGCUAUUGAAAUUGGAGACCUGGCCACAUGCUGAACUAUAAUAACCUCACAACAAUAGAGGAGGAUUGGCUGUUUCAAAAAAAGCAGUUUCCCACAUUCAGAGGCAUUUGCUAGAAAACUCAGAAGGCAUCAAGUAGGUUAGUGAAAUUAAUCAGCACCAGUUCCAUUAAUAGAGGCUCCAGCACACACGACGGGAGACCCUGGAUGUGUCUGUUCUUAUCAGGAGCAUUGUUUUCACUUCAAAGUUACAGCAAGACAACUUACCUGGAAUAGGCCAUUCUUACAUAACAACUUGAGCUUCUUAGGGGAGAAAUGAGAGCUUCAAUUUACACAACUUCUCCCAAGGUUGCCCAGCUUUUCCUAUUUGUGGGGCAAAGGUGCCUGGAUGCAUGUUGUUUGUGGUGGGGUGAAGUAUGGGUGUGUGCACUGGGAAGAGGGGAGUGCUUUCUAACACCCUGGUGUCUAACACACUAGGUUCAAAUCUUCAUAUUACUACUUAAUGAUUCUGUGACCUUCAGCUACUAGUUAUCUUCUUAGAACUUUAUGUUCUGCAUCUGUAAAAUGGGUUGUCAAAAAACAAAUAGAUGAAAUUAAUGAAUAGAAAGUGUUAGAUCUGGCAAAAAAGAAUUCCUCUCAAGGUUUCCAUAUCACAUUACCCCAGUUUACGUAAAUGAAAGAAUACUUGCUACAGGAGGACCCUUUGAUAAGAAUGUGAAUUCAAAGGUGAUAGUUUGACAUCAAGCAAGGAUAUGGGAGUAUAUAAAACAGCAGAGAAAUAAGACUACAGAAAAGCCUAGUAGCUUUUUAAGUGUUUUAGAUCAUUGCCAACUUUUACCACAUGGUGACAUUUACUGCCAUAAUUGACUUAAAAAUAGAUCAAGUCAUUGUGAUGGUAGAGUAGGUGGAAAAUGAUGCGUAUCAAGCCAGAAAAAUGUUUUAAGCAUUUGCAAAUAUUUUUAUGCAGCAUAAAAAUUAAAAUUUUAGUGCUUAAAGGGAAGAUCUUGAUAUAUGGAAACUGCAUUCUUUGACAAGGCACUUUUCUGAUAGCUCACCAGUUAUAAGCAAAAGUGUUCCAGCAGCAAAGCCCAGCCUCAAAUAUAGGAUGUAAUCUGUUUCAAAUACUGAAAGCCUUAUGAAAAUAUUUGGAAGGAUAUAUUAGAUGUUGUUGUCAACUUGGGUUGCACUCUGAUUUCAUUAAAAUUAUUUUGAUCUGAUAGUUAUGAGUUCUGACUGUCCCAUGCAGAAAUUCUAACUCAUUUAAUCCUAAUAUUAUUAUCUCCCAUUUUAUAGACAGGGAAACUGAGGCACAGAGGCAUUAAAUACUUUAUCCAGUGUUGUGUAGUUUGUAAAUGGAUUUUAAACAGGGUAGCCUUUCUCCAAACUCUUAAUUACUGUGAUAGUUGUUAAGAUCUGUCUCCAAAGGAGUAAUUUUAAUUGCAGUAGGGGAAUGUAGCAAUUAAGAAAGAUGUAUUGAUAUAAAGAAUGAAUUAUUUUUCUUUAAUCUUUGUAGAGCCCUAAAAUGCUUAUUAAUUCUUAUAUAUUAGCAGAUACAAUCCAUAUGUAGAUUAUACUGGCUGUUGCUGAUAAAAAAAUCAAUGAGCCUCAUUAUAACUUCAGUGAAGCACAGAAAGUUGAACACAUUAAGGCUGUUUGGAUGCAGAUCAGUAAAAUAAACCAGGAGGAUGAGGACCUGAACAUCAAAGGAAUGUUAAGGUCCUCAGUGAUCUCUGUUUAUUCAUGAGCCAGUCCUUUCUCUACUUAUCAAAAUGUUUUAUGUGCUGCCUUAGUAUCCUAAAUGCUUUCUUUUAAAUAAGAUUUACUUCCGUAAAAGUGAGAGAGAGAGGGCGUUCAUCUGCUGGUUCACUCCCAAGAUGGCCACAACAGCCAAAUCUGGAUCAGGAAGAAGCCAGUAUCCAGAAACUCCAUCUGAAUCUCCCAUGUGGGUGGCAGGGGCCCAGCUACUUGGGCCAUCACCUUUUGCUGCUUUCCCAUGUGCAUUAGCAGGAAGCUGUAUUAUAAGUAGAGUAGCUGGAAUUCAAACUGGCACUCUGAUGUGUAACGUCAGUUUCGCAAGCAACAGCUUAAGCCACUGCACCACAAUGCUGCCACCAUGAAUACUUUCUUAAUGAAGAUCAUUAAACUUUAUCAAAUUAAACAAGAUCCUUUGCAUUUAUACUGGCAUGGAUCUCUGAAACUUCCUUUGACUCCUAGGGAAAGAAUUCUCACCCAAGAUACAGCAGAUAAUGUUUGAUAAUGGACUAUAUUAUAGUCUAUCACUUCUGCCCAGCAGGGACCAAAUCACUAAAAUAAAGCUUAAAUGUGAUGAGUGGACUUAAGUGUUUCUCUUAAUGGUAGAAUCAUGUAUUCAUUCUCAUGCCUCUCUCCCAUCUGGGCUUUUGAUGAUGUACCAGAUUGAUUUAAUGAGGCCAAAUGGACCUUUAAUGGAUUUUCCCUAAGAAUUAGUGAAUUAUCCUCUUCUCCCCCAAAGUAACUGUCAUCUAAAUCCCAGGUCUGCUUGGAUUUAUUGCAUGUACAGUGUUCUUAGCCACUGAUUUGGGGGCCUGCCAAGGGCUUGGUAAAUAUGCUAAUGUGUUGAAAACAAAGCAUUCGUUCCACGGACCACACACCCACCAUUCCACAGAGUUAUCAACUGUCAUUGUGACAGAAAUAGACCUGACAUUCCUUUUAUACACAAAUUUAUACAUCAUGAGUUGUAUGUUAUUCUGAUGUAUACUGUAAGUUGGGCUUUUUUUUUUUUCUAAAUGGAUAUUGGCAUGGUUAAAAGGAUCCAACAGAGUAUGGUGAAAUAUUUGGCUUUAGCAACAGUUUGGGCUCAUUCCCACAUCCUGAAGGAGCCAGAGGAAGGCCAAAUCACCCAGAACCCAGAGGGAGAGAACUCAGGUGAAGAAGCCAAGACCCUCGGCAGAGGAACACAGCCACUGGCUGGGGAGGAGCCGGAAUGAUAAGUACCUUGACUGCAUUAUUUUUGUUACUAGUACAUUUGGUUGUGUGGCAUUUUGGUAUACUGUAGAGUUGUUUCACAAGAAGUUCUAUAUUGUACUGCAUGGUAUGUUCACUUGGGUUAUCCAGUGAUUCAGUUCUUCUGCUAGCUAAAUCUGUAUCUAAUGGCAGCAAAAGGACAUCAGUCAGCUACCUGAAUAUAAACCAUGGUUUAGUGAGUAAUACUUAUAAAACAUGGAUGCAGUGAGCCUGCAUACCCAGAUGCAUGGACAGGAGUUCUGGAAGCAUUGCAUGAAGGUGAUCACUAUGUGAGAGUUUAAAUGAAAGUGAAGUCUCUCUCUACUACAUAGCAAGAAGAGGUUACUGCUAAAUCUAGGUUUGAAUCUUGGAUAUACAUUUAACUAGCUCCUAUUUGCAGAUAUUUAUGUAGGCAUUCACUCUGCUAACACCACUGAUCCAGGGAUUAUGGAGAGGGGAGUAAAAGGCAAGAUGCCUAUUCUCAUGGGGCCUACCUUAACAUGGGGAGAUGGCUGAUCCACUAGCAUGCAGCAAGUUGAGUUCAGAUGGUGGCAGUAGAACUAGAUGAUAUGAUAGAGAGCUGCAAGGGACAGGGCAGGGGGAUGUCUGGGGAAAUGAUAUUUGAGCCGAGAACUUGGCCAUUUUCUUUCAGGCUUGGGGAUAAUUGGAGAAGAGCCACAGGUGCUGAGUAGAGCAGCAAAUCUGGAAAAGAAAAGUUUUAGUGAUAGCAAUUGAGGUCUGUGUAGAUUGAGUAACGUGAAGACAUUGAAGGGUUUCAAAGGGGGAGAGAGGAUUUGAUCUGUGCUUGAGGUCCCUCUGUGGAGUUUGGAUUAUCCAGAGGUGACUAGAACACUUAGCCUGAGAUAGAGGCAGAGGAGACAAGAGAAAACUAUCGGGAUGCAGUAUAUAUGACAGACUGUAAGGACCCCCGCAUCAUUUUCCUAAUGAGAUUAUAAAUGCUUAUUUGCUAAAUUGAAUAAACCUUUACAAGUAUGGAUGAAAUAGUCAAUACAUAUUUAAAAAAUAUUAGCCUACUUAUUUAUACUCUAUUCCUAAUUUAGAAAUGUUGCAGAUUUACUCGUAUCAUUUAAAAGUUUUAUGCAGUCUUUCUUAUCUCUAGAACUACUUUUAAUUCAUCUGACUCUCCAGAAACAAUUGGUCUUUACUUCUACCCAUUUUAUUUGCAAAAAGGCAGUAUUGAGUAUGAUACUCCCAUUGGAAAAGGAUUUUUUUUCAAGCCUACAAGUACUGUGAAGAUAUGAGUUAAAGUACUGUAACAAAGAAAGGCCAAAAUGAAGUGAUUAAAGCUGGACAGAUGUUUGUCUCUGGAAAUAGUACAUAGGUGUUUGGGUGAUCCAAGCUGAUAGGCAGCUCUGCCACCAUAACACUUGGCUUCCCUAUGUAGGACCACAUUGCAGUCGUCUGCCGGGCAGAAGGAAGUGGAAAAGGAUUUGUUUGGUGCCUAGGAGGGGUCUUCUCAUUCAGUCAUUUUAAGGUCAAGACAUAGCAUUUCCAACUAUAGCUUAAGACCUCUGAGUCAAAUGAGUACAUGUCACCAUGAAAGAAGGGAAGAAUGAAGGCGACACUGGUGAACUAGCAGGCUGUCACAGCAUCCACUGGAUAGCGUGGGAACUGCUGGGUUUUCUCAUCCUGCAGAUGUAUAUGAGUCUUCUCUAUCUAGAGCUCUUCAGUUGCUGGGUUCAGAGAGCAAGAGAUAGAGGUUAUUGGAUCUCUACAACUUAACCACUGACUGUACUACUAUUUAAAGUCAUAUUUAAAAGAUAAGAAGAGUCAUGCCAUAAAAAUAAUUAUAAAAAUUGUUUUUUAAAAAAUUUCUUUGUCUCCUUCAUUUAAAUAAUACCAUCAGUAGACUUCUGAAGACUGCCAAAGCUAACACAGACUGAAGCCGGUGCAGACUGUGUUUUUUUCAAAUAGUACUUUUUGUUCAAAGAAGGUAAUUAUCCAAGAGCCCUAUAAUAAGCAGCUUUGGGAAGACUCUAAUAUAAGGGAAUUUCUUUUUUGGGAAGUAAUUGUGGGAGGAGCGUUACCUCACCUUAUAUUUAGACACUGAGACAGGGUAGACCAGGACACCUGUAGAGUAGUACCAGGAAGAGGAGGUAGGGGGAGGGAGGAGUUUAUUUUGUAAUGUAAGCAAAUGUUCUUUUUUUUUCAAUGACACUAUGGGGGGAUACUUAAUGCAUCAUAUUUUCAUGUUAUUGUGAGAAUGAUAAAAGAUGUUAGGUAUAUGGCAGAGUUUAUGCAUCAUGUAAAUACUGCAGAACACUAAGAUAAGCAAGGACUUUCUUAUCUUUGCAAAAGUCGGUGUCAGUGUUUUGCAGGAGACAUUUGUAGUGACAGUGCUUGCCUGGCACACAGUAUGUGCUCAAUAAGUGAUCACUUUGAUUAUUGUUGUGAGAAAUGAAGAAAGUUUAAAAAUAGCCCAACUUUAAGCAUUUGAAUGCCCACUCACCAUCUCAUCUGCAUUAGUUCUAUUUUUGAAGAUUUCUCCUUAGUACAAAUGAAUCUGAUAUGAUAUAGGGCUUUGGGGAAAGAUUAAUGAAUGCGUUUUUUUCUGAGCAAGCUCUCAAGUCGAGUUGUCCCAGAGAGCCCUGAAGUCCAUUUUCUUUCCUAAGAACAACACAUCUCCCCGUUCCUGUCUUCCAGGCAGCACUGUGAAGUACCUUGCAUAUUUAAAUAGCUGGAAUUCAUAAAAUAGCACCACGCAUUUUCCUCAAAACAUCACAUGAUUGCUAGUGAAUUUAGGGGAUGUGUGGGGUUUUGAUGUAAUUUCUUGUUUGUCCAUUGAGAUACUAUAAACAGUGUAAAAAAUACUAUGUUUUACUCUAAUAUUGUCAAAUUGUUGUGGAGGCAUUUAGUUCUAUUUGACAGUCUGGUAUUUCUUCAAAUGCUUUGUGUCCAUUCAUGAGGGCGAUGGUUUCAUUUGAAAUGCUGCAGUCACCAGGGAGAAAGCACUGUGCUCUUCCCUGAUAGGCCAGCUUUCCUUCUGCCUCCUGUUGCUAUGGUGCCAAGCACAGUAACUUCCUUGCCCUGCACAUGCAGGAGGUGCGGUCUCCAUGGAUACCCCACUCAGAGACUGUACUCUACAGAGAGAUGAGCUGCACACACUGUAUCUCUGCAAGAGAUAGACCCUGGCCUGUGGUGGGAGGCUGCUUGCAGAGGCAGUGUUUGCCAUGAAAGUCUACGGAGCUUACCUUCUAAGUAGUGAAGCUGAUUUUAGCUCCUCGAGCAGCACGGGCAGCAUUUCCGCUCCUGAGGUUCACAUGUCUACGGCGGGAAGCAAGCGGUCCUCCUUUGCACGCAAUCGAGGUCCUCAUGGUCGGAGUAAUGGCGUCUCGUCACACAAGUCUGGCAGCAGCCCGCCAUCCCCACGGGAAAAGGACCUCCUGUCCAUGCUGUGCAGGAACCAGCUGAGCCCUGUGAAUAUCCAUCCCAGUUAUGCGCCCUCCUCCCCAAGUAGCAGCAACUCGGGUUCCUACAAGGGAAGUGACUGCAGCCCAGUCAUGAGGCGGUCUGGAAGGUACAUGUCAUGUGGAGAAAAUCAUGGUGUCAAGCCCCCAAAUCCAGAGCAGUAUUUGACUCCUCUGCAGCAGAAGGAGGUUACGGUGAGGCACCUGAAGACCAAGCUGAAGGAGUCUGAGCGCCGGCUUCAUGACAGGGAAAGUGAGAUUGUGGAGCUGAAGUCCCAGUUGGCCCGCAUGAGAGAAGACUGGAUUGAGGAAGAGUGUCACCGGGUGGAGGCCCAGCUGGCACUCAAGGAGGCCAGGAAGGAGAUUAAACAGCUCAAACAGGUCAUCGAGACCAUGAGGAGCAGCUUGGCUGAUAAAGAUAAAGGCAUUCAGAAGUAUUUUGUGGACAUAAACAUUCAAAACAGGAAGUUGGAGUCUCUGCUUCAGAGCAUGGAGAUGGCGCACAACGGCUCCCUGAGGGAUGAGCUCUGUCUAGACUUGCCGUGCGCUUCCCCCGAGAAGAGCUUACCCCUCAGCACCCCUCUUGACAAGAUGGCGGAUGGCUCUUCUCCAGAGGAGCCGCUCACGGAGGAAGGAGCUGACAGCGAGCUGUUGCUGGUGGGAGAUGGCGUGGUCGACGGCUCAGGUUUGUUCCAUGAGAUGGUGACAGCCACCACCACGGAGUCUGGAGACCUGGAGCUUAUGCAUUCCAGCCCUGAGGAUGAAGUGCUUGCCAUCCUCCCCGUGGCCAUGGGUCAGGAGGAGGGCAGCGUGGUGGUGGAGCAAGCCGUCCAGACCGACGUGGUGCCCUACAGCCCGGCAGUCUCAGAGCUCAUUCAGAAUGUGCUGAAGCUCCAGGACCCCUGUUGCUCCAGCUUAGCGUCUCCUGCGGAGUCUGGAGCUGACUCGACGGAGAGCUUCCCCGAGUACAUCUCUGCCUUAAUGGUUGAUUUAACCCCAAGAAAUCCGAACUCAGCCAUUCUUCUGUCUCCUGUGGAGACCCCAUACCCCACGGUGGGUAUGGAAGUGCAUGCAAACCGCCUCAUGAGAGAGCUGGAUUUCGCAGCCUACACGGAAGAAAGGUUGGAUGUUAUCACACCACUGUCUCGAAGGGGUGUUGUGGGGCAGUACUGGAGCAGCAGCUUCCUAGUGGAUCUCCUGGCCGUGGCUGCCCCCGUGGUCCCCACGGUCCUGUGGGCAUUCAGUACUCAGAGAGGGGGAACAGAUCCCAUCUACAACAUUGGAGCCUUGCUCCGUGGCUGCUGCGUGGUUGCCCUGCAUUCGCUCCGUCGCACUGCCUUCCACAUCAAAACCUAAAUAGAAGUUGUUACCCUGUGCCAAUGUGUCCGCGUGGCGUUAUGCCAGGUAGAGAAACAGCAGACCGAUCUGUGGCAGUCUCUAUUCUGUUGUUUUGCUCCUCGGUAUUUGAUUUGCACUAUAGUUAGUUAAGCCUGUUCACUGUUUAAAACCGGAGGUAUCUUCUAAGGCAUGGAGCCCUGGUUCCAGUAAAACGUCCCACCAAUGUGGUAUAGAAAGCAUGCUCGUGACCCUGCCGUGUCGUCUGAGGUACCCGUGCUUAUCCUAGUGGUUCAGGAAGAGAAAAUGCAAAGUUUGCACUUUCAGGACAGCUUAAGGCUGGCAUGCUAUCUCCUUGCUUUGCGUUGUGCCGUUUUAAAAUGUGUAAUCGUUCCAGCCUUCCAAUGGUCUUGUGCAUAGCAGGGGACUGUAACCAAAAACAAACAUGUAUUUGUGAAAUUGGUUUGAAGAAGUCUCGAAUAGCUCUUUAGUGUCUUACUUGGGGUUGAUAAAGUUUGAGUGGUUGCAAUUUUUUACUACAUGUAGAUUCAAAGUCUUAAAUGGCUUGUUUGUUCCUAAACCUGUUAAUUGAUGAAAUGUAAGUUUACUAUGUACUAACUUAUUUUUUGCUUAUUAUAUAUAGUGUUUUAUUGGAGACUGUUUGUAACUCCAUACUGCAGCAUGAUGAAAAUCAAGAUUAGUGUUUCCAUUUAAAUAAAUGUUUUAUCCUCCUAUAAAAUGUCUCUGAGU